Molecule: messenger RNA, 7971 nt
Organism: Oryzias melastigma (Indian medaka)
Lineage: Eukaryota; Metazoa; Chordata; Actinopteri; Beloniformes; Adrianichthyidae
Gene: nrxn3b
Product: neurexin 3b
Exons: 26
Coding region: 1196-6364 (1722 amino acids)
Source: RefSeq, a predicted model, not a curated record
UGAUUUAACACUUUGUGGGUUGUAGUCGGUGAGAAACUGACUCAAAGUGUUGAAGGUUGCAGACUUCUGUCCUGGAAAUUGAUGCAGAUUUUUUUUUUUUUAUUUUGACUUAAAAAACCAACAAAAUCACAAUUUAAAUAGAUCUAACUAUAAGGCAGUGCUUUUGGAAUUGGCCAGGUAUUUUUCUUAAUUUAACAACCUCCUCAUUAAUGUGAGACUUUAGAUUUAGAUUUUUGAAAGAAGCAAGAAGAUCUUGAGGAAAGUUCGAAAACCAUCACAUAUUUUCUGCAAGAAUAUUGGUACAUUCUAGAUAACAAUAAGGUAGAUUUGACUUCAUUAGAAAAUGUGAUUUAGUUUAUUGUCAUCAUUUUAAUCAGGUUUGUUUAGAUAAAGGGAUUAAUUUCAUGGAAUAUCCUCGAAAUAUCCCUGUGGAGAUCUGAGUUCAGCACCGGGCGCUGUCCAUGGUUCUGAUCCAGAAGCGCUCCUUCCUUAAUAAACUCCCGCGCACAGUCAGUGAUUGGCUUUUCAUCAUAGCUCCUAAACAGGAGGAAUCCUUGAUUUGUAAUCGUCCCUGACGGCUGCUCUCUCGUGUUGUCGUGCCGUAGCUCAGCCCCUCAGCCCCACACCGCGCUGAGCUCACUCAGAAGGCGGGUCGGUCGGUCGGUCGGUCGGUCGGUGAGAGAAUCCACGGCCCGGCAGCAGUUGCGCUGAGUGAGCCGAGAGAGAGAGAGAGAGAGAUGCGCGUUCACUGAGCGCUGCUGUUUUCCUCCACAACAUUCUGCAUCUCCCCAACUCCUCUCCUGGACUCCUAUUCUGGAUUAUUAUAAAACACAGUCGGACUUUAUCCGUUUGGAAUCGUCGCCUCAAGACGCGGAGAUUUGUGUUUUCUAGGAUUGUGUUUUCAUGACUCUCAAACCAUGGGGCAAAGGGGCAGAUCGAGUGUUGCCAUCAUAUGCUUCAAAACGGGAAAAAUCAAGGAAAAUUCAGGAGAUGCCGGUCUAAGUGUCCUUCACCAAUCCACGCUCUGAAGAUCCCGGAUCCUGGGGAACACAUUCUUUAUAAUAGAUCUGACUUUGAAAUAACAAAGACAACUCAGCAGACAAAGUCUGGACCUGAAAUUGAAGUCAAAUGUUGUCCCUGUGAAGAUCUACUCCUAGUUCUCCCGCUCUUCUAGCGUGCCCUGUUUCCCUCUACGAUGAAUCCCAACAGCCUGUUCAGGCGUGUUGUCAUGCUGCUAAGUACGAUGCUGGGUCUGAGCGCAAGCUUAGAGUUUCCCGGCUCAAAAGGUCAGUGGGCUCGCUACCAGCGUUGGGACGCCAGCUCCACGAGUGACCUGACCUUCCAGUUCAAGACCUCAGCGUCGGAGGGCCUGCUGCUGUACUUCGACGACGGCGGAUACUGUGACUUCCUCCUUCUCACCCUGUCCGAGGGGAAGCUUCAGCUUCACGUGAGCAUCGACUGCGCCGAGACCACCAUCACCUCGGCCAAAAUGGUGAACGACAGCCGCUGGCACUUCGCCGCCAUCAACAGGGAAAACUUGCGGACUGGCUUGGCCGUGGACGGCCAGAUCAAGACGGGAGAGGUGCGGCCUCAGCGGCACUUUAUGAAAAUCGUCAGCGACCUCUUCCUGGGAGGGCUUCCCGAGGACAUCCGCAUUUCUGCCAUCACCCUCCCGUCUGUCUGUGAGCUACCAGCGUUCAGAGGAGUUAUCUCAGACCUCAGUUAUGGGAGUAAACUGCCCACGUUAAUCAACAGUCAGAAGGUACGCUUGGAGAUGAUUGGCCUUUGCACGGAGAACCCCUGUGAGAACGGCGGGAUCUGCUCUCUGGCAGAUGGAGAAACCUACUGUGACUGCUCCAGAACUGGAUAUGUAGGUCGAUACUGCACCGAAGCAGUCCCAAGAAAACCAGGCCUGGCGCACCUGAAGGCAGAACAAGGUAGAAACAAAGUGAGAGAAGAAAAUGUGGCCACGUUCCGCGGCUCCGAGUACUUCUGCUACGACUUGUCCCAGAACCCCAUCCAGAGCAGCAGUGACGAAAUCACGCUGUCAUUCAAGACCUGGCAACGGAACGGCCUGCUCCUCCACACGGGAAAAUCUGCUGACUAUGUCAACCUGGCGCUGAAAGAUGGGGCAGUUUCCCUUGUCAUCAAUCUGGGCUCUGGGGCUUUUGAGGCCAUCGUUGAGCCAGUCAACGGAAAAUUCAAUGACAACUCCUGGCACGACAUCAAAGUGACACGCAACUUGAGACAGCAAUCAGGCAUUGGACACGCUAUGGUAAACAAACUACAUUGUCUGGUGACAAUCUCCGUCGAUGGGAUCCUCACCACAACUGGCUACACCCAGGAAGACUACACCAUGCUGGGCUCUGAUGAUUUCUUCUAUGUGGGCGGGAGCCCGAGCACUGCAGACCUGCCGGGAUCUCCAGUCAGCAACAAUUUCAUGGGCUGCCUGCGAGAGGUGGUGUAUAAGAACAACGACAUCAGGCUUGAGCUCUCCCGGCUCGCCCGCAUCGACGACCCGAAGAUGAAGCUUCAAGGCGACAUUGUCUUCAAGUGUGAAAACGUUCCCACUCUGGACCCCAUCAACUUUGAGACGCCCGAUUCCUUCCUGGCUCUGCCCAAGUGGAACACCAAACGCGUGGGCUCCAUCUCUUUCGACUUCCGCACCACCGAACCCAACGGGCUGAUCCUCUUCACCCAAGGCCGGCCUCAGGACCGGCGGGACGCCAAAGGCCAGAAGAACAACAAGGUGGACUUCUUUGCCGUGGAGCUGCUGGACGGAGCGCUUUUUCUGCUGCUGGAUAUGGGAUCUGGAACCAUUAAAGUCAAAGCCACGCAGACUAAAGUCAAUGAUGAGGCGUGGCACCAUGUGGACAUCCAGAGAGACGGACGCUCAGGCAUCAUCUCAGUAAACAGCCAUCGGACCCCCUUUACUGCAAGCGGAGAAAAUGAGAUCUUGGACCUUGAAGGAGACCUUUAUUUGGGCGGUCUGCCGUACAACCGGGCGGGUUUGGUGCUCCCCACAGAGCUCUGGACGGCUAUGCUCAACUACGGUUAUGUGGGCUGCAUCCGGGAUCUUUUCAUCGACGGACGGAGCAAGAACAUCCGGCAGAUCGCUCAGUCGCAAAACAUAACUGACAUCAAGUUUUCCUGUAGCAAGGUAUCGGGAAAGCAUUGUGACAGCAGCCCCUGCAAGAACAACGGAGCGUGUAGGGAGGGAUGGAACCGGUUCGUGUGUGAUUGCACUGGGACGGGCUUCUGGGACAGCACCUGCGAGAGAGAGUCGUCCAUCCUGUCCUUCGAUGGCACCAUGUACAUGAAGGUGGUGAUGCCCAACGUGAUGCACACUGAGGCCGAGGACGUAUCCUUGCGGUUCAUGUCGCAGCGGGCGUUCGGCCUCCUCAUGGCCGCCUCAUCUCGUGAGUCGGCAGAUACGCUGCGGCUGGAGCUGGACGGCGGGCGGGUCAAGCUGACGGUCAACCUUGAUUGUGUCAGGAUAAACUGUAACACCAGCAAAGGCCCUGAGGUUCUUUAUGCGGGAGAAAAGCUCAACGACAAUGAGUGGCACUCAGUGCGAGUGGUCCGUCGCGGUAAAAACUUCAAGCUCAUUGUGGAUGAAGACAUGGCUGAAGGUCAGAUGGCGGGCGAUCACACCCGUCUCGAGUUCAACAACGUGGAAACGGGCAUCUUGACUGAGAAACGUUUUGUUUCUUCAGCACCUUCACCGUUUAUUGGUCACCUUCAGAGCCUCAAAUUCAACGGCAUGCAGUACAUUGACAUGUGCAAAAACGGGGACAUCGAUUUCUGCGAGCUGAACGCCCGCUUCGGCAUGCGCUUCAUCAUCGCAGACCCCGUCACCUUUAAGACGAAGGCCAGCUACCUGGGCCUGGCCACGCUGCAGGCGUACACCACCAUGCACCUGUUCUUCCAGUUCAAAACCACCUCGCCCGACGGCUUCAUCCUCUUCAACAGCGGAGACGGGAACGACUUCAUCGCCGUGGAGCUGGUCAAAGGGUUCAUUCACUAUGUGUUCGACUUGGGGAACGGGCCCAGUCUGCUGAAAGGGAACAGCGACAGUCCUCUGAACGACAACCAGUGGCACAAUGUUGUCAUCACAAGAGAUGCUUCCAACACACACACACUCAAAGUGGAUUCCAAGUCAGUCAACCAAAAUGUCAACGGAGCCAAGAACCUGGACCUCAAAGGUGACCUGUUCAUUGGAGGUUUGGGACCCAACAUGUAUCAGAAUCUCCCCAAGCUGGUGGUUUCUCGAGAAGGCUUCCAGGGCUGCUUGGCCACUGUGGAUCUGAACGGCCGCCUGCCCGACCUGAUCAGCGACGCCCUUUUCCGCAGCGGGCAGAUCGAGCGUGGCUGUGAAGUGGCUUUCACCAAAGCCGACCUGCAAGGUCCGAGCACCACCUGCCAGGAGGACUCGUGUGCCAACAUGGGCGUGUGCAUUCAGCAGUGGGAGAACUUCACCUGCGACUGCUCCAUGACCUCCUACACGGGGACCUACUGCAAUGACCCUGGCACCACCUACAUCUUCGGCAAAGGAGGGGGUCUGAUCACGUACACGUGGCCCAACAACGAGAGGCCGAGCACCAGGGCGGACCGGCUGGCGGUGGGCUUCAGCACCACCAUCACCGACGGCAUCCUGGUUCGCAUCGACAGUGCCCCACGCCUGGCGGAUUACAUCAUGCUCCACAUCGAACAAGGAAAGGUGGGCGUGACGUUCAACAUCGGGACGGUGGACAUCAGCGUCAAGGAGACGUCCACUCUGGUCAACGAUGGCAAAUACCAUUUAGUGAGAUUCACCAGGAAUGGAGGCAACGCCACCUUGCAAGUGGACAACUGGCCAAUCAACGAGCACUUCCCCUCAGGCAACAGCGACUUUGAGCGCUUUCAAAUGGCAAAUAAGAAAAUCCCGUUCAAAUAUACCCGGCCAGUAGAGGAUUGGCUUCAGGAGAAAGGACGGCAGCUGACAAUCUUCAACACCCAGGCCACCAUCUCCAUCGGUGGAAACGACCGGAAGCGGCCCUACCAGGGCCAGCUCUCCGGCCUCUACUAUAACGGCCUGAAGGUCCUCAACAUGGCGGCCGAGGGCCACCCCAACAUCAAGGUGACCGGCAGCGUGCGGCUGGUGGGCGACGUGCCGCCCAGCCGGGGCGCCACGCGCACCACCACGUCCGUGCCGCCGGAGAUGUCCACCACCUUCAUUGAGACCACGACCACCCUGUCUACGACGACCACGCGGAAACAGAGAUCGCCACCUACUAUUCAGACAACAGAUGACAUUGUUUCCUCAGCAGAGUGUUCCAGCGACGACGAGGACCUGGAGGAGUGCGACUCCGGACACACAGUUGACGAAACGGAUGGAGGGGAACUAGUCAUCCCCGUGCUAGUCGAGGACCCCAUAGACAUCCCUUCUGUCUCCACCCGUUCACCCUUCAUCCCCCUCCCCCCAACCCUCCGCCCUGUCCUCACCAUUAUUGAGACCACCAAAGAAUCCUUGGCCAUGGCCACUGAGGCGGGGGUACCUUGCUUGUCGGACCGAGGCAGCGAUGAUUGUGAUGGUGGUGAUGGUGGUGAUGAUGGUGAUGAUGGUGAUGAUGAUGAUGGCAUGGUGAUUUCGGGGUUUGGCUCUGGCGAAGCUUUCGACUCUAGCCUGCCCCCGACUGACGAUGAAGAUUUUUACACCACCUUCUCCCUGGUAACAGAUAAAAUCUUGACCACAUCGGCCUAUGAAGGCGGCUACAAAGCUCUCGCACCCAAGUGGGAGGCCAAGGACUUGAGGCCUAGCAAAGCCUCAGAGUCAGGUAGGACUACACCCACCUUGGCUCAGCCCAACAUCCGAGGUACGCCCCCAGCGGCAGUCCCAUCAGACACGCCACCCAAGCUGCCCGCAGGGAAAAUGAAUAACCGCGAGGUAAAGCCCCCACAGCCAGACAUGGUCCUGGUGCCCUUGCCCACGUCCUUUGAUAUGGACGGCACCAAGCCCCGGGGCCCCUUCAUCACCUCGCCUAUGCUGCGUACCGUGCCUGCUCCCUUGCCCACCGUGCCUGGCGUGGUGCGGCGAGUGCCCUCGGGGGCCUCGGAGGUGAUCCGGGAGUCCAGCAGCACCACGGGCAUGGUGGUAGGCAUCGUCUCAGCUGCCGCCCUUUGCAUUCUCAUUCUCCUCUAUGCCAUGUACAAGUACAGGAACAGGGAUGAGGGUUCCUAUCAGGUGGACGAAACGCGCAAUUACAUCAGCAACUCGGCGCAAACCAAUGGCGCUGUGGUGAAAGAUAAAGCGCCCAGCAGCAACGCCAAAGGCAAUGCCAGUAGCAAGAGACCGAAAGACAAGGACAAGGAAUAUUAUGUAUAGAAAUUCAAACCAUUUCCCAACAUGUUGAAACAAACUGUUUGAAACAAGGCUACGGACAUCCUGACAGUACCAUAUUGGCAACUGUGAUUUCAAACUAAAUCUCUUGAGAACUUAAGAGUCUCAUAAACACUUAGGAAAGAACUUUGGCUAAUGGGAGCUCACUUAUCAAGAGACGAUGCAGGAGGACUUCACGGUGGACGUUUUUAAGGAAUCCCUGCUGGAGAUGUGGAUAACAUCACCGACACCCACAUGACCCCCGAGUGACAGGGAAGCGGUGUGCGAUCCUUGGAGUUCUAAUGACUUUGUCCAUUGUAACCCUGUAAAAUAUGAUCACUGUCAUUUCGGCCAUUCUGAGCAUGCAUGUGAGGUGUAUGUGACGUGUUGCUGGCAUCUGUGUAAGUGAGGGACCUCAAGAAACUAUGAUUGUUGGGGGAAGUCGGACGUGGAAACACGAUCAAACGGUUUCAUGAAAUGUAGCUAAUGGACGCGACCCGAGGUAACGUAACUUAGCAAAGUUGACUAAAAUCUGUCUUUUUUUAAUUUUUAGAACUUGUUUUUUUUAUUCAUGGGAUUAUUAUUUAUACUUUUUGAAAGUCGAUGGCUUGUCACAGUUGGAAGUGCUCAGUGGCUGCUCAGAAGGGUGUGAUUCUGUCGCAAACUGUUUCCCGAUUUUCGGGAAUUCUUUGCACCAAAUUUUUUUUUUUUGUUCAAUGUGGAAAACCGUCUGAACAAAAAUGUCUGAAAAGCACAUUUUUUUAAAUUAUUUAAACUGAAUUCAAGGUUCUAGACUUCCCUUUGUCAUGUUAAGUUCCAUUGUCUCCACUUUAUGUCCUGGGGCAAAGUUGAUCAUCAAAAAAAUUUACUGCAGAGUGAACAAGAGUGAAUUUUCUUACAAACGGUCAUAAACGAUAUGUUUACAAAUUUUAUUACAUUUAGCUGUUGUGCUUUGCAGGUCAAUAUUGUACAGAAAAUUCAAGUUUCGGUUGAGUUUUUUGUCUUCAUUUAGGUUCCUCUGCUGUAGCAACAUGACAACAACAUGUUUUGUCCUUUUUCCCUGGAAAAAAAAAGAAAAAUGAAAGGAUGUGCACACUGACGUUUGUUUAGACAGGAAGUAAUUGUUAGGUUAGACGUCCAGGGGUCUUUCUCUUUAGUCGAUACUUGACCAUCUAAAGCUGUCAAAGAGAAAUCUCUUCCUCCGGAUCUUGUUCAAGGGACUUUUCCAAAAAUAAGUUUCAUCAUGUUAUUUAUUUUUUUAUUGGAAAAAAAACAAGAAUAAAGACAGAUUAUGGUGGAAUAAGGGUUUGUGUUAGCCCCUUACUGGCUUACAGAUGGGCUCUUUUUUGUGUUUAUGUAUUUCUUUUUUUACCAUGUCUUGUCUGCUUAACUAGUUUUCUCACUUUUUCAGUUAAUAUAUGUUCUUUUUGUUAUUAAUUGCUAAUAAUAUUUUGUUCUCACUUUCAUGCAAAGUCCGUCUGUGUGUGCAUUCUCUUUGAUUUUAUUUUUUCUUCGUGUGUCUUGGUGCUUCUUCUUUUUCAGCCGAUUCAUUAUUGUUUAAUCUUUCGUUGACUUCGAGCAUUUCCCAGAAAUAAAAUGUUGUUCCCAAAAUG